This is a messenger RNA of Perkinsus marinus ATCC 50983, 243 nucleotides long. RefSeq lists its product as hypothetical. The transcript has 2 exons. The record is from RefSeq and is a predicted model, not a curated record. The annotation marks the transcript as partial. NCBI's taxonomy places the organism in Eukaryota, Perkinsozoa, Perkinsida, Perkinsidae.
GUUCCUGCGUUUGACGUUGAAAUUAACGGUGGAGCUCAGUUUCGAAGAUUGAUGUACGAAGUAGAGGUUUUUCUGAGAUUUUCGGAAAUCGGCGUGGAAACUAAAAAGAAGGAUGUCAUUCAAGCCCGAGGUGUGUCCAUGGGCUCUGUUACUUGGCGAGAUGUGGUGGUGAAGUUGCUGUGCACGGAGGCGUUGAUUCCGAUGAAAGCUCGAAUACAAUACGCGGGUGAGAUUGUCAAUUAG